GUGCUUGGAGUUCCUCUGUGACUGACCACUUCUUCCUUUUCUGUCUAAUGGUGAACACCUUUCUGGACCAGCUCUGUGUUUGAAUCUGAUUUAUGCUCUGCUCCGGAAACACCACACUGAAGUGAAAGCAGCUACCACACCAGUUAUUUUUCCUCAGAAGACUGGAGUCUGACUGGACAUGGCCCAGCACCAUCUGUGGAUCUGGUUCCUUUGCCUGCAAACCUGGUCUGAAGCAGCAGCAAAAGAUGCAGACUCGAUGGUAGUGAAUGGGAUUCUUGGGGAAUCAGUUACUUUCCUCUUAAAUAUUCAAGAACCAAAGAAAAUUGACAACAUUGCCUGGAUAUCUCACUCAUCCGUUGCUUUUAUAAAACCAGGAGUCAAUAAAACUGAAGUUACCAUAACCCAGGUCACUUAUAAAGGACGACUAGAAGUCAUCGAUCAGAAGUAUGACCUGGUCAUUAGAGACCUGAGGAUGGAAGAUGCAGGAACUUACAAAGCAGACAUCAAUGAAGAGAAUGAGGAAACCAUCACCAAGAUCUACCACCUUCAUAUCUACCGUCGACUUAAAACACCAAAAAUUACACAGAGUUUGAUAUCAUCUUUGAACAAUACCUGUAAUAUCACACUGACAUGUUCUGUGGAAAAGGAAGAAAAGGAUGUCACAUAUAGCUGGAGUCCCUCUGGAGAGAAAAGCAAUGUCCUUCAAAUCGUCCACUCCCCCAUGGACCAAAAACUAACCUACACAUGUACAGCCCAGAACCCUGUCAGCAACAAUUCUGACUCUGUCACUGUCCAGCAGCCAUGUACAGACACUCCAAGCUUCCAUCCUCGCCAUGCUGUGUUGCCAGGAGGAUUGGCCAUGCUCUUUCUGCUUAUUCUCAUUCCGAUGUUGGCAUUCCUGUUCCAUUUGUACAAGAGAAGGCGAGACAGGAUUGUCCUGGAAGCAGAUGAUGUCUCAAAGAAAACAGUAUAUGCUGUAGUUUCAAGAAAUGCUCAACCCACAGAGUCCAGAAUCUAUGAUGAAAUCCCUCAGUCCAAGAUGCUGUCCUGUAAGGAAGAUCCGGUGACCACCAUUUAUUCCUCAGUACAGCUUUCUGAGAAGAUGAGGGAAACCAACAUGAAGGACAGAAGUCUGCCUAAGGCUUUGGGUAAUGAAAUUGUUGUCUAGGUGAGCAUGCAGCACUCUCCCUCUGGAAACUGAGUUACAAGCAGAGCAGGAGACCAUCUGUUGCUGGACAUUCCUUGUACCCAUGUGGGCUUAUGAACACACUCCCUAAGUCAUCAAAUCCUUUCGAAUACUUUUUGUCCAAACAUUGAGCUUUGACACAAAGGAUGAAAUCAUGAAGGCUGUUCGUGUCUAUAGAAGACUGACGAUAGAUGGAAGAUUCUCAUGUCAAUAUGUAACAUCACUGUCCAAGAGUUGUGGGAAGAAAUCAAUCAAUAUUGUGAAUACCUGUAACACGCCAUGACAUACCAGCUAGAUGUUCUGUGCAGAUUCAGCUUGUGUAAGGAACCCUGAUGCAAGGCCUCCACCACCAGUCGCUACAGUACCUUAAGCAACUUAGGAAUGGCAGGAAGUGGCAUCUUUAGGGUAUAUGUUAUCCCUGACUUGAAUGCAUGGCAUGGCUAGCCAAGUGUAGGCUACAUGGCAACCCCUACCCAUUCCUCAGUUCAGGAACCACCAAGGAGGACACAACUGCCACUCUUAGCCCAAAUAUAGAUGGCCAUGCUACUUGGAAAGCUGUGGGCUGUGGCCCUAAGCCAGGUAGAUACAUUCUCUUACUGUGGCACGAAAAUAUGCUCUUUCUGAGCAGACUACAGUGCUAGAGAUCUUGAGCAGCCUCACAGGAUUUCCUUUCUGGCCAAGCUUUCUGUCCCUAUGUUUUACUUUAGUCAGCAGGAAGACACACAUUGCCCAAGAGCCUCACUCUCCAAAAGAGAAUUGGCCAGCUCCAUUUUUGACACUUUGAGGGAAGUGGUUGGGACUGAGCCAUCAAAAUAAGAGAUCUUGAAGAAUGCAGAGUCAUUUGCAUUCCUAAGAGGGAACUUGGGAGCUGACGGUGCAGAUGGUGUAACCAGGUUCAUUCCAGUUCCUGUGUUUUAGAUCUGAGAAGCAUAGGGUUCAAUCUAAGGUUGAGUUCCUUCACUCCGACAUCCUCACAAAGUCAAUAUCAGUUGGCAAGCCAUGAAGAAGAAUCCUCUAGCUGGACAGGGCAGCAUGUGAUCAUUCAAGGACAUGUUUGUCUUUUAUGUUAACAGUCCUCACCAGGGAAAUCCUAAAUGCCCAUGAACAUGAAUACAGAUCAUGCCCAGAACUGUAUUCAUUCUGUUUUCAUAAUCUAUUGAUACCUGUCAGGUCCCAAAGAAACCAGGGGCAAAGGGCUAACUGGGACAUCUACUAUCAUAUCAAAUAGCACAGGCUCACUUAGCACAUGCAGCUCCUGUCUGCUCUCCUCACCCCAGCACCCUCUUCUAACCCUCUCAUACCAAGAAUUUCCCUUCCCUCAGCUUCUGAUUCCUAUUAACCCAGCCAUUUUGUCCAUGCCCUAUCUUGGUUCCUCUCACUCUCUUGGUCCUCUUAGCCUUCCCUUCUCUUCCUCUCUUGCUCAAACCCCACCCCAUGAAUGAAAGACAUACACACACACACACACACCCCAAUAGGACUACUUUCCCUUUCCACCUAUAGUGCAGGAUGAUUUUUCUCAUGCAGCUCUUAUCUGAUCCCUCUCCCUCUGAGUCAUGGCGAUUCUCUCGUCUUCGUCGUCGUCGUCGUCGUCGUCGUCGUCCUCCUCCU
Mus caroli (Ryukyu mouse) is the source of this 2794-nucleotide messenger RNA. It is a transcript of the gene Cd84, whose product is annotated as CD84 molecule. Lineage: Eukaryota; Metazoa; Chordata; Mammalia; Rodentia; Muridae. The record is from RefSeq and is a predicted model, not a curated record. Gene Ontology annotation, biological process: T cell activation; regulation of macrophage activation; positive regulation of monocyte chemotactic protein-1 production. Gene Ontology annotation, cellular component: membrane; external side of plasma membrane.